AUGUUAUAUAUAAAUAAUGGUGGCAAAAACUCUGAUGGCAAUCCUCAGGACCACUUGCUGGCAAUGUGCCAGUAUGUACACACAUUUCAACGUCAUAUACAGAGAAUCGUCGCAUCGUACUACGAAACAGAGAACAAGGGGAGACUACGACGAAGCAUUCGAGGGAAAGCUAUAGAAGCUGUGGAAAAUCUACUCAUCCCUAAAGAGAACGUAGAAGACACGAUAUAA
This is a messenger RNA of Danaus chrysippus (African queen), 228 nucleotides long. NCBI's taxonomy places the organism in Eukaryota, Metazoa, Arthropoda, Insecta, Lepidoptera, Nymphalidae. The record is from the annotation of a GenBank genome assembly.